Messenger RNA from Plutella xylostella (diamondback moth), 818 nucleotides. RefSeq names its product exosome complex component Rrp46 (gene Rrp46). Gene Ontology annotation, cellular component: cytoplasmic exosome (RNase complex); nucleolus; nuclear exosome (RNase complex). NCBI's taxonomy places the organism in Eukaryota, Metazoa, Arthropoda, Insecta, Lepidoptera, Plutellidae. Gene Ontology annotation, molecular function: RNA binding. Gene Ontology annotation, biological process: nuclear mRNA surveillance; poly(A)-dependent snoRNA 3'-end processing; rRNA catabolic process. The record is from RefSeq and is a predicted model, not a curated record.
CAGUAAACAAACGUCAUUUUCACAUGUUUUACUCGAAGUCCAAUCCAAACAUUUGUUUUUAAUUUAAAGAAAAUAUCCUUUUAAAUCUGUAUUAACCUAUUAUAUUUUAAAAUGGUUACUGAAGGAACGAAAUCUACUGAAUUCAAGCUCCGAACUAUGAAAUGCGAAAUGAAUUUCUUGAGUAAAUCCGAUGGUUCGGCUAUUUUGUCUCAAGGGGAAACUGUUGCUUUGGUCAGUGUAAACGGGCCUUUGGAUAUUAAAAUGGGAAGCCAAAGUAUAGAAAAGUCAACUCUUGAAGUGCUCUUCAGCAGUAAAAGUGGGAAACCCUCUGUACAGGACAGAUAUAAAGAGAAUGUGAUAAGGCAGACCUGUGAGACUGCAAUACUGGGUUGUCUGUACCCACGCACCGGGAUCACAGUCACCAUACAAGAGCUUGAAGAUUAUGGAGGGCUUCUCGCAACCUGCAUUAACUGCACCUGCCUAGCAUUGCUGAACUCUGGUGUAGCCAUGAAGUAUGUCUAUGCGGCGGUCACCUGUGGUGUCAGUGAGGAUGGCAAUAUCAUCCUGGACCCCACUCCUGUGCAGAGGGAGAAGUGCCUGGCAGAUAUGACCUUUGUGUUUGAUAGCAGAGAGAAGAAAUUGAUUACCAGCUUCACAUCGGGCACGUUCUCGGAGGCCGCCCACCAGGAGGCGCUGGCGCGGAGCCGCGCCGCCAGCGACCUGCUGUUCGCCUUCUACAGAGACAUGCUACGGAACUACUCACAUGUUAUACAGUAGUAAUAUGUAUAUGUAAUUAUAUUGGUUAAGUUAUACAGUAA